Messenger RNA from Pyricularia pennisetigena, 390 nucleotides. RefSeq lists its product as uncharacterized. The transcript has a single exon. The record is from RefSeq and is a predicted model, not a curated record. NCBI's taxonomy places the organism in Eukaryota, Fungi, Ascomycota, Sordariomycetes, Magnaporthales, Pyriculariaceae. The coding region runs from base 1 to 390 and encodes 129 amino acids.
AUGCUGGUGACCUUGAUGGCCGCCAUCGCCGCUACCUUCAACGCUCUGUACAGACCCAAGACAGCGAAAGCCCGCCGGCACCGACGCCAAGACCGGUCCCGAAAGCCCCAGGCCCUCGCAUGGCAGCCCUGGUCCCGCCCGCAGCAGCCCGCCGGGGAUCUCGAGUCGGGAGGACGAGUGCGGGUGGGGCCACGCCCUGUCGAUAGCCGUUCGCCUCCGCCCUACGAUGCUCAAAAGCCGCCGAGGUGGCAGCACAUACGUCGGUGGCAGCUGGGCGUCGCCAGCGAUACUGAAACCGCGGCUGUUGACGAUGCCAACCGGGAUGGUGUUCGCCUCACGCCCGUGCCGCCCGCCCGACUGUCAGGGCCGCGGGGGUGGAGCUCGGUUUGA